AUGAACAUCGGCCGAUUCCUCAUCGUCUUCGCCUCCGCGCUCUUCUGCGUCAACGCAGUGAGCAUUGACCACAAUAUAGUGCAGCCGCUCGCCCAGCCAGAGCCCGCCACCGUCUCCGAGGAGGAGCCGAGAAGGCUGCGCUCAAGUUCAAGCCCCGACUGCGGAUGCCUUUCAUUCCCGGCUGUGAACGCAGCUGGAGAGACCAGCGAAGGACUGAAGGGGAACUGGGGCAGUGAAGGGUGUGAGUCUGCUCCGUUGGGGUCGCGGGUCUAUGGCCGCGCUACCUGGCACAACGACGUCUGGGCCAUCAUGUACGCCUGGUACUUCCCCAAGGGCUUGUGGGACGGCGAUACGUACUGGAGCGACGACUGGGGCAGCACCGUCGUGUGGAUCGACAAUCCCGCGGAGCUCUCUGUUUCCUUUGCUAACGGAACAACCCCAACUCUUUCUCGCGUGCUCCCGGGGCCCACCAGGACAAGGCUCCAGCUCAACGAUGAGGCCCCUUUCGGUGACUUCCAAGACCUCAUCACGUGGACGCAACUCACGGAUGCAGCGCGAGAGGCGCUCAACAACCCGGAGAACUUUGGCCGCGCUGACGUCCCCAUCAGCGACGCCAAUUUUCCAGAGUGGCGUGGCCGUUUGAGGCUGAGCUGA
Molecule: messenger RNA, 654 nt
Organism: Phytophthora sojae
Lineage: Eukaryota; Oomycota; Peronosporomycetes; Peronosporales; Peronosporaceae
Exons: 2
Coding region: 1-654 (217 amino acids)
Source: RefSeq, a predicted model, not a curated record